Oppiella nova is the source of this 2190-nucleotide messenger RNA. The record is from the annotation of a GenBank genome assembly. Lineage: Eukaryota; Metazoa; Arthropoda; Arachnida; Sarcoptiformes; Oppiidae.
CUCUCGCGAGUGAAAUACAGUUAGACUUACGGCCAGAGAGUGUGCACAGCAUUGGUGUGUAAUGUGUUGUUGUCUAUCACUAACACUACACUAAUAAUAGACACGAUUUGUGUUCACUUCACUUCAUCUAUACAUUACUCGCGAUCACCAUUGGAUUCACUGUCGCAGACCUAUCACGAGUUACCACCAACGAGUGAGCCAUAUAUUCAGGGAUCAGUUGAGCUACAAGUCUAUCCCCGGAGACGACGCUAACCACAGUUUUGUUGUCUGUAUUUGCGACAUUUGUUGACUCACUCUUCAUAUAUAUCACCAAUUGUUUGAUCCGUGCGUUGAAUGAUAGUUACCACGCGUGAGAUGUGCGUAUCGAUGACUAGUGCACCACAAGAACCUUAACAAUAAGUGCAUUAUAUCUGUGUCCACAACACUAUCACCUGUUUGUGGGCCAUAAGUGUGUGUUUGUGUGGUAGGGAUCAGUCGCUCCGUGAUAGUCACCACAUGUGUAGCUAUUGAUGAGAUGAACGCAAUGACGGCCACCGCGAAGACUCGAGAGUGUCACCGGAUCUGUGGCUUCAAUCGACUCGUACUGUGGUAUCUGUUGAUCGUAUUUCACGCCUCCAAAGCGGCCACACAUUGGGUGGUCACCGAAGACGGCAAACUUCAGACACAAGAUGAUUCGGUGUAUCAAUUGAGGCGUCCCUACGAUCUGAUGUCACUCUUGCAUCAGGAGAAGAGGGCCGACAUGUUGGCCACCAUUAAGAACCAACUGAUCCAACAGAAAGAGGAGAUCGAAAGCGACUCCAACGCCAACAACGAUGAGACCGAAGAAGAUGUCGAGCAAUUGGUUUACGCGACAAACACUAACUGUGCGGAGGCCGGGAAGCCGUUAACGCAGUUUGAUCUAUACGUCGGUUCAAUGCUUUUUUAUAUACCAAAUGAUGACAAUGUUGUCAACUAUUAUAAUCUAAAUAAUAAUAAAAAUAAUAAUAACGACAAUACAGUCGAGGGACUAAAUGGAAAUAAUUUUGUAAAAGUAGUAGCAAUAGAUUCUCGGCCUGAAAAACAUGAGCCAAACUGUAGUCAAAUAAUGCCAAUGGAUUUCAGUAUGUCGUCGUUCGAGCACUUGCCGUCCGUUCGCGACCGAAAGUCUCUACAUAUAGACCCCGAAAGUGAAAUCCACACAACGAUUACCAAUUUAGAGGACAUUGAAGACUAUGGAGAUGCUGUCUAUGAAGCACUCAAACAAAACUCGAGUUCGUGGCUCUUAUACACGAUGGCCUCGUUUUACUGGCGGGCCGUCGGGAAUGCCGGCGAAUCCAUAGAAUGCCUGCGCCGUGCGAUACACCUCACACCCUACCAGUACCGGCACAUACCUCUCGUAUCGUUGGGUAAUGUCCUGCACCGGAGUAAGAGCUCAGAAGAGGCGGCGAUUGUGAUCCAUGCGGCCAUCGACGUGGCGCCGGACACCACGAUCUCUCACUACACACUCGGCAAUAUCUAUGCAGUGAUGGCAGACUAUAACAAAUCAGUCAUUUGUUUUGAUAAUGUGUUGAAAUUGGAUCCGGACUUCGAGGAGGCAAAGCUUCGCAAAUACGCCGUUCUCUGUCAUAACAGAGUGGAAAAGGCGCUGAAAGCACAGCACGAUACUCUCCAGAAGACAUUAGAGGAACUGCAGGGCUAUCAGAAGCAACAGGAGCUGUGGCUCCAUUACCAGCAAAAGUUGCUGUCAGAACAGGCACCGCCCGGUACGCUACUGGAGCAGCGCCUACACUAUCGCGAGUACAAGAUACGAGAGAUCAUAGACUCGACAAAUCGUGGCAAAAACGGGGCGCAAAUACUGCACUCGGCGUCGGCCGCUGUGGUGGGCGCCGCCUCCGCCGCCAAUUCCAACACCAAUACACUGAACGUCGUGGCGGAGAGCGCGGCCGCCUGUGUCACAGUCGACGCCAACGGCGUGAACGCCAAGAAAGGUAAUGCCGGCGACUGUCAUAUGGUCCCCAUUUUGAUACCCAUCACGUUUGUGCCGCCCUCCUGAUCCCCUCCACUGCAGAACUCCUGUCCACAGUCCACACAAACACACACACAUACCUGUCCCAUGGAAUAGCUUAAUCUCUGGUCACAGAUAUGUGCGACUAAUUUAUUACAGUCUUUGAGCGAUUUUUGUGCGAUUAAUGUCAGAAAUAUGACCCCAAA